AUCAGUCCGGCCCAAAACCGGUGUGGUUUUUGUUUCGCUUCGCGUGGAGCUCUUCAGUCUCUGCCUUGGCUUCGGUGAGGUUGUGCGCUGCGCGGGGUGCUCACACAAUACACGCAGGCGGCUUUCGUACGCGUCCGUGCCCACCGUGGUUUUGUCUUUUCCCUGCCAACAGAGAGAGCCACCAUGGUCGUGAAGAGCGAGUAUGUGUCCGGAUACUACGUCCAGCAGCGGCCGUGGUCUCCGACCAAGCGACGGGGUCCCAUUUCGUCGGACUUCAAGACACCAGGUCCGGGGGCCUUCACCAUCCCGUCCACCAUAGGUGAAAAGGCAAGCACCAAUGUCACGAAAGGGCAGAAGGCUCCGGCGUUUACUUUCGGAACCAAGACCGAGGAGAAGCGCGACCUCUUCGUCCCGGGUCCCGGCGCGUACAACAUCGCGGGCCUCUCUGAGAAGGGCAAGGAGACGGUGCCGGCGCCCACCAUGGCGCCCAAGCUGCGCGAGCCCGAGGGCUUCAAGACGCCCGCGCCGGGCGCCUACAACCCGGAGAAGGCCGAGCAGUGCGUGCUCAGCGCCGCGCCCAUGUACACCUUCGGCUCGAAGAUCAGGGACCCGAAGCCCGCCGACAUACCCGCACCGGGUGCCUACGACCCCGAGAGAGCCGAUCAGCGCGUCAGAUCUCUGGAACCUAGUUACACCUUCGGAGUGAAAUACAAGGACCCUAAACGGGACGAUUUUCCCGCUCCUGGCACCUACUGUCCUGAGAAAUCUGACACGGUUCUAGCCACGACACCGGCUUACACCUUUGGUUUCAAGCAUAAGGACCUUAGGCCCGACGAUAUUCCUGCCCCUGGCGCCUACUGCCCCGAGAAAGCGGACACUGUGCUUGCAGUUCAACCGGCCUACACCUUCGGCAUCAAGCCAAAGGACGCUAAGCCCGACGAUAUACCCGCCCCGGGUACUUAUAGACCCGAAAAGGCUGAGUCUGUGUUGGUCAGGACACCUGCGUACUCGUUCGGCACCAGGCCUAAGGAUUCCAAGAAUGACGGCGUACCUGCUCCCGGCAAGUACAACGUGCCGGGCACUGACACGUACAAGAGCAAGUCCCCCGCCUACACGCUCAGCUAUCGAACAAACAUUCCCUCGGACCACACCAAGAAACCCGGGCCUGGAGCUCAUUCACCCGAGAGGGUUUGGAUGAACAAGAGUAGCUCACCACGGUUCUCCUUUGGCAUUCGACACAGUCCGGUUGCCGAGACGCCCAAACCCAAGUAGGACCUUCGUGUGAAAAGACUCCCAGAGCCUGCAAAGGACUAACGGCAGCUACGAGACGCACUAUCAACGGCAGUCUACUGACAAGAGCAAUGCAGCGUCAGCGCAUCUUAGUCACCGCAUCUACGCGGAUGCAUUGAAUUAAGAAUGCAAAGCGCGUUCAAACGUGGACAGAAGCCGUUGUUGUGUUGUGUUUCAAUCUUGAAUGGGCCUUACGUGUUACAUAGCUUGUAGGCUUCCGUGCGCGUUGCCAAAGACGACUCUUUUCUAAGAGCUCGAGUAACGAAUAGUGCUAAGGUCUAGUGCCUCUGCGUCGCCAAGUCAUAUGAAACAUAGCUCGGCGUUACUUAUUGUUUUGCUUCUGCAACUUCAAUAUUUUGAUGCAUUAUUGGGUGCUUUGGUAUCAGCUUCACGCAUUAUUGAUACUCACGCACCGCUUGCUACACUAAAGAAGCUUCUUUUUCUAUUACGUUUAGACUGAUGCGUUAUUGUUUUCUCAUUUGUCUUUUCACUGCUUCAGCGUGGCAAUAAAAGAUAAAAUAAGUAAACAAAAGAAGUAAAAAACAUUGCCUUUGAAAUUUUUCGCUUAAUUUUUUUUUCUGCUUUUUCACAUGAUGCUUCAAGGAAUAAAAGUGCACGAAUCGCACAGCUACCAA
Messenger RNA from Rhipicephalus microplus (southern cattle tick), 1925 nucleotides. RefSeq lists its product as uncharacterized. NCBI's taxonomy places the organism in Eukaryota, Metazoa, Arthropoda, Arachnida, Ixodida, Ixodidae. Gene Ontology annotation, cellular component: cytoskeleton. The record is from RefSeq and is a predicted model, not a curated record.